Messenger RNA from Papaver somniferum (opium poppy), 1675 nucleotides. Its product is annotated as triacylglycerol lipase 1-like. Gene Ontology annotation, biological process: lipid metabolic process. The record is from RefSeq and is a predicted model, not a curated record. Bases 218 to 1459 code for a protein of 413 amino acids. The transcript is spliced from 9 exons. Lineage: Eukaryota; Viridiplantae; Streptophyta; Magnoliopsida; Ranunculales; Papaveraceae. Gene Ontology annotation, molecular function: hydrolase activity, acting on ester bonds.
CUAAGAAAUCUUAAAUGAAUCAAAUACCUAAGAUAUGUAUGCAAUCUAAAUAAAUCAUUUUUGAAUACCAUGAAUAUUUUAUGAUUCGUUACGUAUCCUAAUUACCUAGGAGAUUUUAGGACUGUUAAAUAUCUAUAUAAAUCAUAAUCGAAUACACACCCGGUAAUUCUAAUAAACGGAUAAACACAGUAAUGGUGGAGGUGGUAGACCUGUAGCCAUGAAACCUUUCAUUUCCCUCUUUUUAUUCUUUCUAUUCGUCGGAUUUAGGGUUCAGUAUUCAUCCUCCCUGAGAGGGGGUCAAGACAUAAAUUUCAGACAAGUUGGCAGAUCAUCGAAGUUACAAGGUCAGGGAAGUUUGUGUUCUGUGCUGAUUGAACCUUCUGGUUAUCCAUGCUCCGAACACAGUGUUAAGACUGAUGAUGGGUAUGUAUUAGCUCUUCAACGGGUAUCAUCUGAUCGUAAAGGGCAUAUAGAAAGUAAAUCAUUUGGUCCUCCAGUUCUUCUUCAACAUGGUCUAUUCAUGGGAGGAGAUUCAUGGUUUUUGAACUCGAAGGAACAGUCCCUGGGCUACAUUCUUGCAGAUCAGGGAUUUGAUGUAUGGGUUGGGAAUGUACGCGGAACUCAUUGGAGCCAUGGACAUGUUUCUCUGUCUGUUGAAAAUAUGGAGUUUUGGGAUUGGAGUUGGCAAGAAAUGGCUUUGUAUGACCUUGCGGAAAUGAUCAAAUACGUUCAUGCAAUAACAAACUCCAAAGUUCUUGUCGCCGGGCACUCACAGGGAACCAUCAUGUCCCUAGCUGCUUUCACUAGGUCAGAUAUAGUGGGCAUGGUUGAAGGUGCUGCUCUUCUUUGUCCUGUAUCUUAUUUGAGUCAUUGCACAGCUCCAUUAGUACUUGAUAUGGUUAGGAUGCAUCUUGAUAAGAUGAUUCUUGCACUGGGAAUUCAUCAGCUUAAUUUUCGAAGUGAACGGGGAGUCCAGAUCAUGGAUUCUAUAUGCGAUGAGCAUGUGGACUGUAGCGACUUACUAGUGUCUAUUACAGGAAAGAACUGUUGCUUCAACAACUCCCGUGUGGACGAUUAUCUUACAUAUGAACCUCACCCGUCAUCAACAAAAAACUUGAACCAUCUAUUUCAAAUGAUCCGCAAAGGCAAAUUUGCCAUGUAUGACUAUGGACCAUGGCGAAACUUAAAACAAUAUGGUCAUUUGGAUCCCCCAGAAUUCAAUUUAGCAGACAUACCCAAGUCAUUGCCAUUAUGGAUAGGUUAUGGAGGUAAAGAUGCAUUAGCAGAUGUAACAGAUGUAAAACACACUCUGAAGGAACUGAAGUGCAGUCCAGAAUUGCUUUACCUCGAGGAUUAUGGUCAUAUCGACUUCCUUUUAAGUGUUAGCGCAAAACAAGACGUAUAUGAUAGUAUGAUUAAGUUUUUUAGGUCAUUUGGAGCAACUUCAGAUAGUUCUUAAAUCAUGUUCUCGUGAUAGAUAAUGUAUGUGCUUGUGUGUCACAGUGGCAAAAUUAAGCCCUUGUGACGCAAUUGGCAAAUUGUAUAAUAUACUGUAAAUAUUGGAUGCAGGGCAUGCAUCAAUGCUUGUAUAUGAACAACUUCAUAGUUCAUACUUCAUAAAAAUGGGACAAUGAUUAUUGUUAUUUUAUUAUUUUAAGAGGGGACAAUUUUCUUA